CGGUCGAGAAAUCCUUUGCCAGGCUCCCUUCUCAACCGGUCCUGGGCGGCUGGGAGCCCUUUGAAACCAGUGAUUACAACCCCCAAAUUCAGGAGAAGGAGGAGACGCCGGCAGCGCGAGCAAGCCAGACGCAGAGGAGAGCAGCUUUCUGCGGGGGGACUCUUUCUGAUUUCCACGGCUUCUCUUCGCCCACUCCCAACUCAAGGCAUGGACCCACCGCGCCGGCCGCCCUGGUCCCCGCUGCUCUUCGCCCUCCUGUUUCUUCUUCUGCCCUACGGCCGGGGACAAGAAGCAUCAAUGGAGACCUGCUGUUCCCGUGGAUAUGAAUGGGCAAGUCAAAAGAAAGACUGUAGGUUUCUCUCUUCAGAUCGGGAUUCCAAAGAAUGCAGGAUAGCCCAGGAACAGUGCUGCCUCAGCCAGCUGGAGGUGUUGCAUUGCACCACUGGAAUGGCCAUGGCUAGUAAGCAAGAAAAUUGUGAUUUGCCAAGGGAGAAUUCCACCUGUGAAGACAAGAUCAUUAAGAAAUGUUGUCACUGCUGCGUUUUGGGGAAAGAGGCCCAGAAACAAGGCAAUAGCUGUGAACAGAGCCUUUUAAUGGGUUAUCAGUGUGGAUUGGUGUUCAGAGCUUGCUGUGUCGAAGGGCAUGAAAACUCGGAUGCUGGGAUUGUUGACGGUCCUAACAAAGAACUGGUGGAAAUUAAUCUUGAGGAUCAUUACCUGAAUGACCGUUGCAGAGGUGGAGGACCUUGUACCCAACAAUGUAGGGACACAGGGACCAGUGUCCUCUGUUCUUGCUUCAUGGGCUACCAGCUUCAACCAGAUGGCUUCACCUGUGAAGAUAUUAAUGAGUGCAUCACUUCAGCCAAUGCCUGCAGCAUCGGUCAGAUCUGUGUGAAUACUGUGGGCUCUUUCCGUUGCCAGCGCGAGACGAGUUGUGGGACGGGUUAUGAGCUGACAGAACACAAUCUCUGCAAAGAUAUUGACGAAUGUGAGACUGGUAUUCAUAACUGCCUCCCCGAUUUUAUCUGUCAGAAUACGCCAGGAUCAUUCCGUUGCCGGCCCAAACAACAGUGUAAGAUCGGCUUUAUACAAGAUGCUCUCGGCAACUGUAUCGAUAUUAACGAAUGUUUGACUCUUGCUGCUCCUUGUCCUGCUGGGCAGGCCUGCAUCAACACAGAUGGCUCAUUUGCUUGCCAGAGGAAUGUCCCAAACUGUGGAAGAGGCUACCACCUGAACGAAGAGAAGACCAGAUGUGUUGAUGUAGACGAGUGUUCAGGGUCCCCCCAACCUUGCGGAGAAGGUCACACCUGCAUCAACUCCCCUGGGAGCUAUCGUUGCCAGUGCCAGCUGGGCUACUAUUUUGAUGGGAUCAGCAGAACUUGUACAGAUGUUAAUGAAUGUCGCCGAUACCCUGGUCGCCUCUGUGCUCAUAAGUGUGAAAAUACUGCUGGGUCAUAUUAUUGUAGCUGUACAAUGGGAUUCAAACUUUCAUCUGACGGGAGAUCUUGUGAAGACUUAAAUGAAUGUGAAAGCAGCCCCUGCAGCCAGGAGUGUGCCAAUGUCUAUGGCUCCUACCAGUGCUAUUGCCGUCGCGGCUACCAGCUCAGUGACAUAGACGGGGUCAACUGCGAAGAUAUUGAUGAAUGUGCUUUACCAACGGGGGGACACAUCUGUGCUUAUCGGUGCAUCAACGUGGCAGGAAGUUUUCAAUGCACCUGCCCCCUUUCGGGUUACAAGCUGGCCCCCAACGCACGGAACUGUCAGGAUAUUGAUGAAUGCCUUACUGAAACCCAUACCUGUUCACACAACCAGACCUGCUUUAAUAUUCAAGGAGGAUUUCGCUGCCUUUCUCUGGAAUGCCCGGAGAAUUAUCGCAAAUCGGGAGAUACAGUCAGACAUGAGAAGACAGAUACCAUUCGCUGCAUUAAAUCCUGUCGACCGAGUGACGCCAACUGUAUCUUAGACCCUGUUCACACGAUUUCCCACACCGUUAUCUCUCUGCCCACUUUCCGGGAAUUUUCGAGACCAGAAGAGAUUAUUUUCCUUCGUGCCAUCACGCCAGCAUACCCGAGCAACGAGGCUGACAUCAUAUUUGAUAUAACUGAAGGAAAUUUACGGGAUUCUUUUGACAUCAUCAAGCGCUAUGCAGAUGGCAUGACUGUGGGGGUCGUUCGACAAGUGAAGCCCAUCAUUGGUCCUUUCUACGCCACCCUGAAGUUGGAGAUGAACUACGUCGUUGGCGGGGUUGUCUCACAUCGUAAUGUUGUCAACGUCCACAUCUUCGUUUCGGAAUAUUGGUUCUGAUGGGCUAUUUAAUGAAGAGAAGAGAGCCGUCAAAGUGAAACCCCACCGCAAAUUAUCUGGAAGCUGUGUAUUCAUGGUUGGGGGGGUGGGGGGGGUGAGGAUGUGGAGAAAAAGGACCCUGUAGCCUUCUUUUCCAAGGAUGUAAUCUGGUUUCUAGUUUAAUUGCAGGACAAAUUAGCAAUCUAUCUACAAUAGAAGUAGGAUGUCAAUGCCUGUAAAUUCAUGGUAGUUAACAUUGUGUGUUGUAUAUACAGUAUGAUUAUUAUUUUUUUUGCAUCUGGUUAUUUUUUUUGAACCUCUCGUUGAGUUGUAAUCAAGUUAAGUGCUUGAGACUGGAUUUUGCAGGCCCGAAUCUUGCUGUCUUUGAUGCUUCCACCUCCUUGAACCUCUUACCUGGCUAUGGUUUUUUUUUUAAAUUGUAGAAUUUUUUAAAAACAAUCUUCUUGUCAUCUGGAGUCAGGACUAACUCCAGCUGAUUGGGUUUCUUGCUACCGGCAUUGGACCCCCUGCCCCCGAAUUCCAGUUACAACAGUAGUAAGUCCAGGGGAUUGUUUAGUAAUACUUUAGAUCCCUGUAUUACCUGGCUGUGUACUUUGGUUUCUUUUAAAUUUGAGUGUGUCAUUAAAGGAACACUGGACAACCAGGCAAGAGAAUGGUGGAAAACUGAGCCGUUUAGUGCCCAGGAUCUUCAGCAUAGAGUUCAAAAAGCAAACUCUCUUUCUAAUGCUGCAGUCAGACUGAAGUAUACAUCUCAAUCCAAGAAGAUCCCGGCUUGGUGGGAUUAGUAUCCAUGCCCAGGAGGUUUGCUUCUCAAAGAGGACACCGAGUCUUCAGCUCACAUAAGGGACUUCUUUGGUUCUCUUUAAAAAUUAAUCUCCCUUGAAAUUGUAGGUGUGGUACAUGCUUUGUCGAAAGCGCUGGAAGCCCCCCCACGCACACACACACACACACAUAUAUGACUUCUUUCUUUUCUGCAAUAAAACAACUUAUCUUACCGUUUCUGCUAUCAGCUGAUUCAUGAAUGCAGGUUUGAUUUUUAAGAGUAGAAAUUAUUGCUGCCUGCCUGUGUGAAGUAUGGCGGUAGUAUCUGUGAGAGACCCACAAGGAUUUUUAACUUGAUAUCGAGACACCAAAUACACAAGUACAAUUUCUCACAAAUGUUCGGUGAUGCAUUUUGAGACAUUAAAAAGGUAGGAGACCUCUUUGGGGGCUUUAAGCAUCCACUGAUGAUCAACUGAAUUAAAUGAUUCUUGUCAGUUUGAAGAAGCAGAAAGCUUUCACAAAUGGGAAAUGAGUGGCGGUGGGUUUCACAUUAUGUUAGUACCGUUUCGCCACGCACACGCAUGCUUGCUUUGUGCAUACGCGUCCCCUGUUUGUAUGUGCGCCUCCCUUCCGUGCAUGCGCCUGGCCUUCCACGCAUGUGCUUUGCUCGUGUGUACAUCUUCCGCACAUGUGCCCAGCCUCAAAAACGUGCCUAAAUAGGAUGGCAUAGAGUCAGGGUGAGUGGCCAGGCCCACUCGCUAUUUCCACUACCGGUUCGGGUGAACCGGUCUGAAUACCGUCUCUUGAAAUGAGUAUUUUUAGAUCCGUGAUGGCGAACCUAUGACAUGCGUGCCAGAGGUGGCAUGGAGCACCUUCUCUGUGGGCAUGCAAGCUGUUGUCCCAGCUCAUCUCUGCCGCGCAUAUGCACUCGACUCUCGCUGGCCAGCUGGUCUUCAGGUCUCUGCCAUGCAUGCAGGGGGGGCAUAUAUGCGGAGGGUGCAUUGCAUUUGAGGGAUUCGUGCGCACACAUUCACACGUGCACGCUUUGGGCACUCGGUUCAAAAAAGGUUAGCCAUCACUGUUUUAGAUGAAUGGCUAAGUAGUGUGAAUAUGGAAACUACAGACAUUUUGUAAUGUGUCUGGGUCAAUUUUGUUGUCAGGUUGUGGCCCUAAGGCAGGGGUCUGCGAACUUGGCUCUUUUAAGACUUGUGGACUUCAACUCCCAGAAUUCCUCAGCCAGCAAAGCUGGCUGAGGAACUCUGCGAGUUGAAGUCCACAAGUCUUAAAAGAGCCAAGUUCGCAGAUCCCUGCCCUCAGGCAAGAAACAAUGGUUGAUGUUCACAAAACAUGAAGAGAAUGUAAACAUGGCGUCCCUUUUAAUUCAUCUAGUGCAGGGGUGUCCAAACUUGGCCCCUUGAAGAGUGGUGGACUUCAACUCCCAGAAUUCCCCAGCCAGCAUGAGCUAUAAAUAUGAGCAAGUUGCUGGCUGGGGAAUUCUGGGAGUUGAAGUCCACCACUCUUCAAGGGGCCAAGUUUGGACAUCCCUGAUCUAGUGCCUAAUGAGGCAGUAGGCUUCUUCAGGUUGACCACGUAUCUGUUUUCCAAGCUUUUUCAGAAGUCUCAUGACUUACCCUCAUCCCAAUGAUACAUUAUUUUUUUUGAAGGGUGAGGAAAUGUCUCAGCUAAAAGUUUAUACUCUUUCUCACUAAUAAUCUGUAAGGUUUCUUUAGAAAAAAGGACUGGAAUUACUCUGCUAUAAGCUUUCAAUCUGUUGAACAACAAAAAUGAGCCUGUAAUUUUUGAAAUGCCUAUCAACAUGCAAGUUUUACAUGUAUUUAACUUUUCUCAUGCUAAUAUGCUAUUUGAUUGCAACAUUAAAAAAUAUAACCUGUG
Molecule: messenger RNA, 4959 nt
Organism: Ahaetulla prasina
Lineage: Eukaryota; Metazoa; Chordata; Lepidosauria; Squamata; Colubridae
Gene: FBLN1
Product: fibulin 1
Exons: 17
Coding region: 208-2304 (698 amino acids)
Biological process (GO): extracellular matrix organization
Cellular component (GO): extracellular region
Molecular function (GO): peptidase activator activity; calcium ion binding
Source: RefSeq, a predicted model, not a curated record